Molecule: messenger RNA, 1914 nt
Organism: Paramecium tetraurelia
Lineage: Eukaryota; Ciliophora; Oligohymenophorea; Peniculida; Parameciidae
Exons: 3
Molecular function (GO): protein binding
Source: RefSeq, a predicted model, not a curated record
AUGGAUUAAGAACGAAAACGACGUUGGAUCUAAACCCAGUAAUAGAAAUUGGAGGAUUUGAAAUCGAGGAAGCUCAUAGGGACUCAUCACAUGAGGACUGACAACAUAAGAAUGAGUCGAACGGAAAAAUUAAUUUAAAUGAAAUCGCCUACUAUUUUGAAGCACCAGCAGACAUUGGCUAUUGAUGAAUAUAUUUCGAAGGGGGAUUGCAAGUUGAUCUUUCUGCAACAGCAAAGUGAGGAUGUGGGGUUUAAGACAUUCACAGAGAUGAUGAAAACAAAUUCAAGUUGGAUUAAUAAGGCUGAUCAAUUAAACCCAAACGAAUCCACUCUCAAGAAUAGAUUGCAAUUUAAUUAUGUUUAGGCGAAUACUUUUAAAAGUUCCCUGAAUAAAAAAUGGAAUAGUACUGUCAAUGAAGUUACUGAAUUAUUUUAGAAAUAGGAAGAGUUGGUAUAGCUAUAAAAAGUGAAGAAGGUGAAAUUGAAGGUAAAAACUAUUAAGUAAGAGGAAGAAGAAGAGGAGCAAGUAGACAAUAAUGAGAGGCCAUUUGAAAGUUCAAACAUUAUAAAGGUCUUUUGGUUUAAUAUACAAAUAAGUGAAUGGAAGCCGCCCAUUAGAGAGGGAUGUACAGUCACUUAUCUCCCGUCUCUCAAUAAAGCAUACAUGUAUGGGGGUAUCGGAAACGAUUUGUUCAAGAAUAUGAUACAAUUGAAUACUUUGACUUGGACUUGGAAGGAUAUUGGUGUCGGUUUGGGUGAAGCUCCUUUGGAGGGAAGAUUUGGACAUACAGCCACCUUUUACAAAUAAUAGAUAAUAAUCUAUGGAGGGGAGAGGAAGUACAACAAUGCGAUGAAGAUGAGAGAAUGUUAUGGAGAUGUGCGAAUGUUUAAUCCUUUGGACAAAAUGUGGACACUGGUCAAAACUUCAGGAGAUAUGAUAGAAGGUCGAAGAAAUCACAUAGCUUAAGGCAUAGGGAAAUAUUUUGUUAUUUAUGGGGGUAUCAAUUCAUACGGAAAGAUAUUGAAUGAUGUGUGUGCUCUGAAUAUGGAGACAAAUAAAUGGGCAGUACUUUAAGUGGAAAAUCAGUUUUAGGAUGGAGUUUCAGAUGCAGCUGCUACGGCAUUGUUUAGUGGGGAAGUGAAGAUGGAAAAUCCUUAUUUUAGUUAUGAAUGCAAUAAGAAGAAAGGGAGGUAUCCACAAGUGAAUUGUGAGGGAAUUUAUAUUUAUGGAGGUAGAGUUCAGAAUGGAGAAGCAUCCAAUGAUCUGAGGGUGAUUCAAUUUGGGUUUAAGCCUAUUAGAAUCAUUAAGUUAAAAACUAAAGGCUAAGCUCCAAUAGCAAGAUAUUCUCAUAGCAUGAACUACUAUCACCAAUUUAAUUCUUUGGUUGUCUAUGGAGGGAGAAAUGACUCUAAGGAAGGCAAUAUCCUAAAUGAUUUAUUUGUUUUAUAAUUGCAACAACUCAAUUGGAUAAUGGUGCAAUAGAUUGGAUCGCUGAAACAUGGCAAGUGCAGUCAUUGCAGCAUUUCGAUUGAUUCUAAAAUCCUCAUCUUUGGAGGGUACACUUAGAAUGUCUAUGCCAAUGCUGAUAUACAAUUAAUUGAACUUGAUUAGAACCGAGUAACCAAAAUGGCCAAAGAGAACAAAAUUAACAAUUAAUUAACUAUCACUAGUACAGAAUUAUUAACCAAUGCCAAUCUCAGGUUAUUUAAGACUGAAUAUUUUCAUGAAACAUAGGAGCGUGAUCCGUCGGAUACAAAGAGAACAUUUGAUAAUACUGCAAGGUUGAGCACUCUACAUCUCAAAACAUACAUGCCUCUUCCAAUAGGGAAUAACUCUCAAUUGGUUUAGGAUUACAAGUUAUUGAAAGAAAAAACAAGGAACUCUAAAAAUAAUAAUCUAUUUUUAAGUUAAUGA